Molecule: messenger RNA, 2101 nt
Organism: Coccomyxa subellipsoidea C-169
Lineage: Eukaryota; Viridiplantae; Chlorophyta; Trebouxiophyceae; Coccomyxaceae
Product: Mg2+ transporter protein
Exons: 12
Coding region: 480-1853 (457 amino acids)
Biological process (GO): magnesium ion transport
Molecular function (GO): magnesium ion transmembrane transporter activity
Source: RefSeq, a predicted model, not a curated record
AACAGAUCCAAAUACAUUAUAAUUGUAUCCCGGAGCAUAUCAGAGUAUGUCUGCAAGUCCAGCCGUCCGAGAAGAAGUUCAUAACGCUUGAGCCGCACUGGGAGCUCGGGUUUCUUCGCAGUAGAGAGCAGCAGACUUUGUUCAUUGCCCAUCACCUGUCAAUUAUUACGUGUCAUUAGGUGCAGGUGUGCCCACAUCGCCAAGCCAUUUCGUCGAAUACAUAAGAAGGCAAGAACAUCACUUGCCAUCUGCACCAUCCCACCCUCCCUGAGCAGCAGCAGCAAGCAGCCGUCCAAUCUGGAUAGCCCUGAGAAUUGACAAUCUUCCCAGCCGCCAGCACCCAACCUGGCAGCUCCCGGCCUGCACCGAGGGCCUGAGGACAGCCUGGCUUGUCUUCUGACAGCCGGCUAGACAGACAGGACUCUGCAGUCUCAGCUCAGAACCCAGGUGUCAGCGCUGGCGGAGGGCAGGCCACAAUCAUGGCAGCAGUGAACAGGAUGCAGAGCCUGCUGUCGGGAAUGGCGCGCAGCGCAGACUCCAAGAGUGACAGCGCUCCCCCCAGUCCAGUGGUCGGCCUGCGCAAGUCUGUGUCAGGCACGGACAUGAUGGGGGGUGGAAACGGCGCGCACACUCCGCUGCAGACGCCGUUCGACCGCAAGAAGGCGGCCGCCAUCGGCCUGCGCAAAUGGGUGCGCUUCGCCAAGAACGGCGACACCACAAUCAUGCAGGCGGACAAGCACGAGAUCACUCAGCAGCUGGGCGUGCAGCUGCGCGACCUGAGGCUGCUGGACCCGCAGCUUCACGCCAGCUACCCGUCCGCGCUGCUGUGCCGUGACAAAGCAUUAGUCGUCAACCUGGAGCACAUCAAGUGCAUCAUCACCAAGGAUGAGGUCCUGGUUCUCAACGCAGACGAAGAGAGCGUGGUGGCGUUCAUAGAGGAGCUGCAGCGCCGCCUGGCGCCGGCCGACUUUGGUGGCGCCAAGUCGGGGGCCUUUCUGCCGAGCUAUCACUCCAGCCCAAAUCUGGCCGCAGCAACCGCCGCAGCCGCCGCCGCGCAUGCGCAUGCGCAGCAGGGUACGGGGGAGCACGGCUCGCCGUUCGAGCUUCGCGCUCUUGAGGUGGCACUGGAUGUGGUGGCGACCACACUGGAGAGGCAGGCUGUGGACCUGGAGGCUGCAGCCCACCCUGCACUGGACGAGCUGACUGCAAACGUGAGCACGGCCAGCCUGGAGCGCGUGCGGCGCAUAAAGAACAGGCUGGUGCGGCUGACGACGCGCGUGCAGACGCUGCGCGAGAUGCUGGAGAAACUCAUGGACGAUGAUAGCGACAUGCACGCCAUGAACCUCACCGCGCGCGCGCAGGACCAGCUCGAGCGCCAGAUCUCGAUGCGCGCCAGCCUGGACGGGGGAAUGAUGCGCGAGAGCAUGGGAGGAACGCCCCUGUCGCCCAAGCACAUCGAUGACCAGGCUGAGAGGGAUGAGGAGGAAAUAGCUGAGGUGGAGAUGAUCCUGGAGACCUAUUUUAUGCACGUCGACAACACCUUCAACAAGCUGCAGACGCUCUGCGAGUACAUCGAUGACACCGAGGAUUACAUCAACAUUGAGCUUGAUAACCACCGAAACCAGCUCAUCAGGCUGGAGCUUCUGCUGACGGCUGCUACUCUGUGCGUGGCGAUAGUAGGAGUCAUCAGCGGCAUCUUCGGCAUGAACCUGCAUAACACCCACGAGGAUGACUACCAGGCCUUCGUCCUGGCGCGUUCCCUGACCCUCCUUGUGUCGUCCCUGUCAUCGGCCAUCGCCGUGCUGAUCUUCAUAGCCAUCGUGGUCUUCUGCCGCUGGAAGAAACUCUUCUAAACCAGAAUUUUCAACAGGUGGCUACGUGAUCAUUUUUGCAUUUCUGGCUCACAAGCCAGGUGCUGCUGGCUUGCCUUGCUCCCAAGCAGCUGCCGCUGGGGUCUUAUCUGUGGUCGCUGAAAGCAGGCUUCUGCCCUGGAAUUCCUACUUACUAUUUACCACGACUCUGCGCUUGCACGGAAAUGGGCACCGCCUUCCGUUGGUUCGGGGGUGUCAUUCAGGGCAGGAAGCCUGGAGCUUUCCUGAGG